AUGUUCCAAGAUCCUUCAAUCAAGCUUUUUGGAAGUCAUAUUCCCAUUACCACAGAUUCACACUCUUUCUCCUCCUCUCAGAUUCACUCUCUUCCACAACAACGCAUCAACAUCAUGAAUGGACUUGAAGAAUCAACUAAUGCUGAUGUUAGUGUUUCUUUGAAUGAAGUUUCUAGCAAUCAAGCUUAUCCACAAGAAGAUGCUAAUGCUAUUCCAAACAUGUACGAAACCGUCGCUUCGAAAUCGGGGACCGAAUCAGUUCAUAGUACUUAUGAACAGAAGACUACCAAAAGAGAUAUUGAAAAUCAAGGGAAAGCUUUCAAGAAGCCAGACAAGGUUCUUCCAUGUCCUCGCUGCAAUAGUUUGGAGACAAAAUUUUGCUAUUUCAACAAUUACAAUGUUAACCAACCAAGGCAUUUCUGCAAAAAUUGUCAUAGGUAUUGGACAGCUGGGGGAGCAAUUCGGAACGUUCCUAUUGGAGCCGGUAAGCGUAGAAAUAAGCAUUUGCCAUUGCAGAAUUGUCAGGUUCCUGUUACCCUUGAUGCAGUACCUGUGAUACAGACAGAUUCCAUCCCUGCUAGUCACAGGGAAGAAGUUCCUCUUAGUGAAUCACUAGAAACUGUGUUAAAUCUCAAUGGCCAUAGGAAAACCGAAAUGGACUCUUCUACUGUUAAAGAUAAUAUUGAAGACCCUUCUAGCUUUUCUGCCACAGCAGCUAAUUCCGGGGAGAAGGAGUAUUCUGUAAACGGAAUAGAACAUGUUGGUUUGACACCUCAAUACAAUGGCUUAAUUCCUUUGCAUUCACUUCAUUAUUGUUCUGCUCCUCCAUGGACUUAUCCAUGCUGGAAUCCUAUGCCAUUUAAGCCUGAUAACAUAACCUCCAGUCCUGCAACCAUGAUGGCAGUAGAAAUACCAAUGACACCUUCACCGUAUUGGGGUUGCAUGCCGAAUUGGGCUGGCCAAAUGGAAGAAUUUAACGGCAUUCAAUCACCUACAUCUUCGGUUAGCAGCGGCAUGUGUUCCGGUAAUAGGUCACCAACUUUAGGAAAACAUUGUAGAGAUGGAAGUACACAAGCAGAAGAUACAAUGAAACACAAUAUUUGGGUGCCUAAAACUAUCCGAAUCAAUAAUCCAGAAGAGGCUGCAAUGAGUUCUAUAUGGUCAACUUUGAGAACAAAAUCUCAACAGAACAAACCUAUUAUGAAAGGAGGUGUUUUCAAAUCAUUUGAACCUAUGUCAAAUGCAAGUUCUCGAGAUUUAGACGAUAAUCAAAUUCUAAGAGCUAACCCUGCUGCUUUCUCUCGCUCCGGAACUUUUCAAGAAAGCAUUUAA
This is a messenger RNA of Lathyrus sativus (Indian pea), 1332 nucleotides long. The record is from the annotation of a GenBank genome assembly. Lineage: Eukaryota; Viridiplantae; Streptophyta; Magnoliopsida; Fabales; Fabaceae.